AUGCUGUCUUUUCCCUCACGAGCAUUGACCGUAACAAGGAAAUCACCUCUGUAAGCAAUAAAGUAAUUGAAUGGCUAAUGGCAAUGGGCCAUAUUUGAAAAAUAAGCAACCACGCAAUAGUAUGUAGUUGAUUUGAUGCAGACGCAUUAUGUUUCCAUAGCAAUUGCAAUGGAAAUAAUAUGAAUGAUUAUAAUUAUUAUUAAUUGUCUAUAAAUGGUAGUUUUGAGGGAAGUAAUGGUUUGUUACUUUUGUAGAUCCGUAGAAGCAAUGGCCAAACCGAUUCUUCGUACUGCGGUAACGCGUAGAAGCAAGACCGAAGAAAUUUUGGACGAUAUGAAUUCGGAAGAUGUGAUCGAAUCUUGUCAACGAAGAGGAUUGUGUCCAAAGCAAAAGAUGCGCAAGUGA
Messenger RNA from Spirometra erinaceieuropaei, 405 nucleotides. Lineage: Eukaryota; Metazoa; Platyhelminthes; Cestoda; Diphyllobothriidea; Diphyllobothriidae. The record is from the annotation of a GenBank genome assembly.